Megalops cyprinoides (Indo-Pacific tarpon) is the source of this 6307-nucleotide messenger RNA. RefSeq names its product microtubule-associated protein 1Sa (gene map1sa). Gene Ontology annotation, molecular function: actin binding; microtubule binding. Bases 4 to 4272 code for a protein of 1422 amino acids. Lineage: Eukaryota; Metazoa; Chordata; Actinopteri; Elopiformes; Megalopidae. Gene Ontology annotation, biological process: dendrite development; microtubule cytoskeleton organization; regulation of microtubule depolymerization. The transcript has 7 exons. Gene Ontology annotation, cellular component: dendrite; neuronal cell body; microtubule. The record is from RefSeq and is a predicted model, not a curated record.
AACAUGGCGACAGAACAGACUGAAGAAAUUGAAGCGAUGGAAAAUUCGAACCGAGUUUCCCAUCCUGGGUUUAGCAAUGACAAAUAUUCUCUGCUUGUAAUUGUCGGCGAGCACAGUCGGCCCGGUCUUGUGGACUAUGUGGUUGCGGAGAUAGAAAGAGGGAUCCGCUCCUGGGAUGUGGACCUGACAGCCUGCAACCUGGACGAGCAGCUCAAGCUCUUUGUGUCACGCCACUCGGCCUCCUUCUCAGAGGAGCUCAAAGGUCAGAGGACGUUGCAGCACAGUGGAGAUGUUCUUGAGACCCAGGUGGUGGUGGACCCCUCCCAUAUGGGCGUCUGCUCAGAGGUGCGGAGGCUUAUUUCUGAUGUAUCUCGUCACAAGCUGCUGGUUCUAGCAGGACAGUGUGUGGAGGAGACUGGGGACCUAGUCUUACAGACAGGGUGCUUCUCUCUCCAUGACUUCAUUCAGAUCUUUGCAGAUGAAGAGAUUGGUGAGCUACUGAGCUCAGCAGACCCCACCCAAAGAGCUAGCCUUACUCUGUGCUGCCCCAACUCUGGGGUUUGGAAGAAUUCCGUGCUGGAGACACACAACCUGCAGGACUUCAUCGAGAUCAAGACUAACCCACCCACAGUGCUGCCAGAGAUGGAGGGCCUGCAGGAAUUCACAGAGUAUCUUUCUGAGUCCCUGGAGCCGCAGUCUCCCUUUGAUCUACUGGAGCCUCCCAGCACUGUCGGCUUCCUCAAGCUCUCCCGCCCUUGCUGCUACAUCUUCCCAGGUGGGAGAGGUGAUUCUGCCUUCUUUGCCGUAAAUGGUUUUAAUGUCUUGGUCAACGGUGGAUCUGACUCUCGCUCUUGCUUCUGGAAGUUGGUGAGGCAUUUGGACCGGGUUGAUUCUAUGCUGCUCACCCAUGUUGGUGUAGACAACCUGCCUGGUGUGAACAGUCUGCUGCAGCGGAAGACGGCAGAACUGGAGGAGGAGCAGUCUGCCGGCUCUCAGAGCAACGAAGACUGGAUGAAGAAUCUCAUUUCCCCUGAGAUUGGAGUAGUGUUCCUCAAUGCUCCAGACAGGCUGAAGAGGCUUCAGGGGGAUGCCAAAGUGCUGAGGAGCUCUGACCAGGCUGCGUUCACCUUGCAGCAACUGGAGAGGCUGAUGAUUACACCAGAACCACUUUUCCGCUCCGGCAACUCCAAUAUUGAUCCAGUCAUCCUGUUCCAGAAGAUGGGAGUUGGUCGCUUAGAGCUGUAUGUCCUCAACCCAGUCAAAGGCAGCAAGGAAUAUGAGGCCUUCAUGCAGAGCUGGCCUGGGAACAGCUCCAGCCUGAAAGGCUCAGAGGUCCCUUUGCCAUGCCUCGUCUCCAUCUGUGCACUGCUCGUAUGGCAUCCUGCUAGUCCUCAAGAAAAGAUUAUACGAGUUCUUUUCCCUGGGUGUACGCCUCAAGCCAAGAUCCUUGAGGGUCUGGAGAAACUAAAACACUUGGACUUUCUAAAGCAACCUGUAGUGAGCCUCAGGGAUCUUGAAGUAUCUAAAUCGGAUAAGCAACCAAAACGUGCAGAGAGCAGGGAAAGUCUGAAGUCAGCACCCAAGGACCCUAGACCUGGAAGCGCUGCGUUAAAGGAUAAACUAGGCCGUGGUGACAUCAAGAAGCAAGAUCCCAAGGGCAAGACUAAAGGCACUAAUGAUCUUACCCCAAAAGAAGGAAAGGAAGGUGAAGACAAAACAAAACCCAAAGAAGGUGACAUAAAACCCAAACCCGCAAAGACCGAUAAGGUUGUCACUAAGAAGGAACCUUUAAAGGAUGAUAAAAAGGAAAUUAAAAAGAGGGAAGAAAAGACCCCAGCAGUCGUUUCAAAGAAAGAGGAGAAUGGAGAGAAAAAGAAAGAAGUAGUGAAGAAGGAAUCUCCUUCUGUUAAAUCUGCGAAGAAAGAUAUUAAGCCAGAGCCAAAGAAAGAAGUCAAGAAGGACUUGAAGGCUGAUGAAAAGAAACAAACAAAGACACCAGGCAAGGAGAUCAAGAAAGCCACAGGAGGAUCUGUACCUCCAGUUUCUUCAGCCGCAGACACAAAGAAAACAUCUGGCAAGAAUGGGACUUUAAAGAAAGAUGGGACAGCCCUCAAGAAAGAAGUCAACAAUAAGGGGACAAAACCAAAGACAGGCAAAAAGGAGCAGGAGGGCCCAAAAGCACCUGGUGCCUCUGAAGUGGAUGCAGAGCGCUCCAAGAUGUCUACACCAGAGGACAUGACAGCAGACUUUGAGAAGCUUAGAGAGGAACAAGAGGAACAGGAUGGGUGCACAGAUGAAGGGAACACUAAAACUGAAAGUAAAGGGGUGGAGCUGGCGGCAUCUGAAAGCAUGGGAGACGGUCAUGAACUGAAUGGAGCAAGAACGGGAGAGGCGGAGAAUUUGGGUAGCCCAGAAAAAUUCCGCUGUAUGGAGACACUUGGCAAUCCUAGCAAAGUUGCUGGGCCUCCAUCCCCUCUGGCUAAGACACCAAAAAGUGACAGGAGUGUGAACUUUGACCUCACACCCACAGAGUACAGGUUGCUUGAUGGCGUCCUAAAGGAUGGCUUGAGGAAUGGACAAGAGGAUGCGUGUGCUAGCUCUGAUGAGAAGACCCUGGAGUUAGUGUCUCCCCCAGGCUCAGGCCCAAACAGUGCUGGACAUACCCCAUUCCACCAGUCCCCUGAGGAGGAAGGCCUGGGCUCUGGGGAGGACAGCAGCCUAGGGGCUAAAAUGUCUAGCUUGGGAUUUGAAGAUAGCAGACUCACAGGAUCCUGUAGGAACUCUGAAUCAGGGUGCCCAAAAAGUAACCCGGAGAACAACUCCUCCUCCUCCCAGGACAAGCACUCUAGCUUCCUGUCUUUGAGUCCCUUCAAGGACAUGCUGCCUGAUGUCUCCCCUACCAUCACCACCCCUUCCUUGCCAGCAGAAGUGGGUUCCCCACACUCCACAGAAGUUGAUGAGUCUCUAUCUGUGUCUUUUGAGCAGGUGCUUCCACCUGUUAGUGAAUCUCCAAAGGAGGAUAGUGAGCGGCUUUACUCAAAUGGACACUUUGUUGAUCCUGACCCCAAAGUAGGGAUGUCCUUGCCUUUGCGGACAUCUCAUAACAUCAGGCCACCAUGCGAUGGAUCAGAGGGCCGGCUCCCAGGACCACAAGGUCUCCUCCCAGAAAUUCCUCCCCACGAUGUUGACUUGUGUCUGGUCUCCCCCUGUGAGUUUAAGCACCCCAAGUCACCAGAGAACCAACUGCAUCAGCUCUCACCAGGCCUAGCUAACCCCAGCCCACGUGACAUCUCGGAGGAUAGUGACCUCUCCCAGGAGCUGGCGAAACCCCUUGCACAGCGCUGCAUGGGCAACGAUCGGCACUCGCCUCAGGGCCAGGAAACCCCGCCCACCUCUGCUAGCGAGUCACUCCCCACAGCUUCUGACUCCGAUGUUCCCCCAGGUACAGAAGACUGCCCCUCUAUCACUGCAGAUUGUGCUCUGGAUUCUGACGAAGACUCUGCUGGUCUCUUCCCUCCCCAGCAGCCACACGAUCGCCCUGACUCUCGCUCCUCUCACAGAGGGGGGCACCUUUCAGCUCAAGACCCUCCCCCAGCUCCUAUGAAGGACUUGCCCCCGCUGCCGUCCCAGCCAGGUGCAUGCAUGGCCGAUCCCGAGGCCGAAGCACAGGGCAAGAGCGCAAAAAGCCUGGCUGCAAAGUCCAAAAAAUCAGUGGGAGUUGCACAGCGGCCAGGCUUGGCCAACAGCGUAGUACAGAACAGCAAGGCAAAGUCUGGCACCCAGGGGAGUUCCAGUGGCACUGUAAGGCCAAGUCCCAGCCUUGACACAAGACCCCCAUCUCGAAGCACCACCACUAGCUCCAGGGCAGGGACUGCUCGGCCAGCCACAGCAGGCUCAGCGGGCAGCAAGGCGAGCGGGGCGGGCGGAGCACCGGUCUGCCUGGACCUGGCGUACCUCCCCUCGGGCCGCGCGGCUGCCACCGUCGACGUGGAGUUCUUCCGCCGCCUGCGGUCCUCCUGCUACAUCGUCAGCGGGGACGAGCCGCUCAAGGAGGCUGUCAUGAGGCCCAUCCUCGACGCGCUGCUGGAGGGCAAAACAGCAUGGCCUGGCGUGCAGGUUACCUUAAUCCCCACCUUCGACUCCCUGACGAUGCACGAGUGGUACCAGGAGACCCAUGAGAAGCAGAGGGAGCUGGGCAUCACAGUGCUGGGUAGCAACAGCACUGUUGCCAUGCAGGAGGAGACCUUCCCUGCCUGCAAGGUGGAGUUCUGAGAGAGAGGGAAAAGACGAGGAGACAUCAGAAGCAUGGAAACCGUUCCCUUUUCGAUCCACAGAGGCACCCCCACCUCCCUUUUCUCUUAAACUAACUUCCCCCCCAGCAACCCCGCCUUAUUACAGGCUUUUGUGAGAACAGUCACAUGCACCCCCCUACACCUCCCCACACACCCUGUCCCAGCCUGGGGUUCGGGGUGCACAGUACACACUGUAGACUGUAGGGUUGCGGGGUCCUCUGCAGCACCCGCUCAAUGCAAGGGGAGCUAGGCAGACACAAAGCGAAUAUCGCUACCCUUCUUUGCCAAGGGCAAAUCUAAUCAAACGGAAUCUAAACUAGUUUGGUUCCACGGCAAAAUUGUAAUAUCGGGGGUCCAUUCUCCAUUGCCAUGUAUGAAUGCUGCUCAUUUAAAAAUGUGUGAAUGCUUAUCAGGGGGUGAACACACACACACACACACACACUCACACAAAAACAGCAUUAUCAGUGCUGCCAUAUAUUCCCUGACAUUUUAAUUAAAAGGAUGAUCAAAAUGCUCCCCAGUUUCACAUUGGCAGGCAGCUGUCAUGUGAAUCCAUGAUUAUUGUGGCUGCGCUGGGCUAUAGAGACUGCUUUGGAAGGGAUCAUCGGAGGAGAGAGCUGCGGGGCCAUCUCGCAACCCUGUUCCUUGGCCCAAAAGGGACAGGGUUGAUGAAAUCCUGAAGGAUUUCUCUGUUCAUCAUUUCCUUUUUCACCCUUUUUUUACCCGUAUACUCAUUUGCACAGUUGCACAAUUGUUUGCAGAACCAAGGACAGAGAGGAAGUGAAGGUGUGAUUAGGCAUGUCUUUUUAGAUUGUCUUGCACCCUUACAAAAGAAGGGUCUGCUGAAAGUCAUUUAAUGAUUGUACAUCACUACGUCUAGCUGCAUGCUUUUGAAACGACUGCUUCACAUGGGUGGAUCAGUUGCUCAUGGUAAGGGGAACCUUGCUGAAAAAGGACUGGAUGUUUUUCUUCCAUUUUGCUUUGGAACGACUUAAUUGAGCCAUUGAGACUGUAUGUGUAGGCAUGUAGCUUGGCAGGAAUAAUCAUGACCUUUAAAGGGUACGACUAUGAGAAGCAAGCAUGUAAAUGAAGAAGGAUUGGGAAGUCAGCAGUGGAGCGAGGAACGACGUCCGUCGUGGCAGAGAGUGAUUAGGAUGAUAAAACGUGAAUGUUCGGAUCAAGUUUUGAUUGAUGAUCAAGUCUUUUCCUCUCACAAUGCGUGAACUGUUUACCACCACAACCAUUAGCCAACUUGGACAGAGCAGAAUGUUUAUGGACAAGAGGAAACUGAAGGUGGGCCUUUUUGAGAAAGUCUCUGCUAAAACCCACAAGCAGUGGUGAAACCAUGACACCCAAACUUAAAACCGCCUCUGUCUGCACUGCACCAAUGAUCAGUCUCAGAAUUCACCAAAAAACAGUCACAGGACCUGUUCCAAUGGGGUGAAAGUGUCAUAGUGGAGCAGCCGCUUACAGUAGACCCUCUGUGUCUGUGUGCUAUAUAUGGGACCACUAUUCGCCAUGUUGUCUUGUUUCUAGUUGUAGAGAUAUUGUAUGCACAUGCGCAGAAUGACUAAACAGUGAAGUAAGUUGGCUUUAUCUAGCUAGGACUAUGAUUCCUGUAAUUGAUCUCUUGGCAAUGUUGGACCUGGAAAGCUCUAGUGCCUGUGAAAAUAUGGAAAUAAUUACGCACAACAAAAAGUGCAGACAUAAAGAAAACAUCAAAUUUAUCCAACAUCACACUUUGUCACACCAAUGUCUUUGCCUGGUUUAUAGCUGUAGGGUGUAGGGGGCUGGUGCUCUGUGAAUUGUGGUCUUUGGCCUUGAGCACAUUGCAUACAGAAUUGUGAAUGCGCACUGGGGCUUUCCACACUACCACAACCACUGUCUGCCCUCGUGGCUGAGUCACUAUGGAGGUGUGUUUGGCUUCACCUUCUACCUUGCAAAACAUCAGCCAUUUGGUUUUUUGUAGGUUUUUUCUGAAAAAAAAAAUUUUGGAAGAUUUUUUUUUUUUUGUU